GACCGGAUCUCCAUGAGCCCCCAGAUUGAAGCCUGCUCUGCUGUCUCAGCCUUCAGGGUUUCUGUUAACACCCAGGAAGCAAGGAUCAAGAGACAGCAGAAGGCCUCUCCCACUAAGGCUCGCGAUGGGAUCGCAGACACGCACCCUCUGGGGGUCGGGAAGGAUCGGACACUCCAGGCUCAGCGUCUCCUUUCCCAUCCUCCCCAGUCCCUGCACCUGGUGGCCCCAGUAUGGAAUGGGGGUACCAGGGGCAUCGGUGGCCUGAGCAGGGUGGUGGCCCCCGAGGGCAAUCAGAAGAAGGGGAGGUCGCUGCUCCAGUUCCUGGCUGACCGCUUCUAUGACGUGGAGGCUCUCAGGGACCACCUGCUCCGAAAGCAGGUGUCGAAGGUGCACCAGAAAAAUCGACCCUUCAACCACAUCAACCAGCGAUACGGUCCCUACGUCGCGGGUGCCUAUUUCAUCCUGAAGCAGGGAGGCGCGGUCAGGUUUCAGGGCAGGGAGUGGAUCCGGCCAAAUCAGCGUGGCCACUUCUCUCUGGACUUCUUGAAGUUGCAGGCGGUGCCCGUGGAGGCCGUCGAUGCCAGCGGCUGUGCCAUCAACUACCAAGGCCUGGACAGCCUCUUGGCCCUGAAGGAGCUCCAGUCCCUGUGGCUGCAGCGCUGCCCCCACGUGGAUGACUGGUGUCUCAGCCGCCUCCACCCGCUGGCCAGCUCGCUGCAGGAGCUCUCGCUGGCCGGCUGUCCCCGAGUCUCUGAACGGGGCCUCGCCUGCCUCCACCACCUCUGGAACCUCCGCAGACUGGACAUCUCGGACCUCCCUGCCGUGUCCAGUCCGGGCCUCACUCGGAUCCUGGUGGAAGAGAUGCUUCCUAGUUGCGAGGUCCUGGGGGCCGACUGGGCCCAGGGCCUCAAGCUGGGGCCAGAGGAGCAGCCUCGGGACACAGCCGGCCCCACCCCUGCCUAGCCCUCGGCCAGCCACCGUCAGGCUGGAUCUCAGCGGGACCCGGUGGAGUGUCCCACGGUUCCCCAUACUUCUGGCUUCCGUCGGGUUCACUCGGUGUGGGGGUUGGGCUCUGGCUGGCUGCAUCCUGGGGGGAAAGGUCACAGCUCCUGUCUCCUGUCAGGAGGCUCUGUCCACAGGCUUCUCUCCUGGGUUCCAACCAACAGUCGCCUCCUCCUGCCUCUUCAGGCCUGGGGGAGGGUUACCAGCCCCAGGAGCUGUGCUCCCCCCACGGUUUCCCCACACCUGCCCCCUAGCACGUAAGAGACUCUGCUCUUGUGUCCAGAGACUCUCCAAGUAUCUUUAUUUGAGUGUGCUGCUGCUUCCUGCCCGGACCUGGCUGACACGGGGGCGCUGCUGGCACGCUAGGGGACGGGUCUUCGGGGUGUGACACCGCUCAGCUCACCGCAGGCUACGGCAUCCCUGGCCUGCACUCACGAGAUGCCGGGAGCGCCCCCAGGUCCCACAGUGUUGCCGCUUACCCACGUAUUGGCUCCAAAUUCAGCGUUCUCGUUUGCUCCGUGAAAACUGACCUGGGCCUUUGCUAAGUGGCACGAAGAGGUUUGUCAGUAGAGGGCGCCCUAGAGGUUCCAGGAGGAGAGGCUUUUGCUUCCUGGUUCCUGACGACGGCGGUGUGCUCACUCUUUGGUCUGGCUCCCUGCCCUGAGUGCUCAGUGGUCAGCAGCUUCCCCUACCCACCCCCCCCACCCCCGCCGGCAGCUUCAGAGCUGUGCCUCCACUGAGGCACCUCCCUGCAAAUGACUCUCCAUGGCACCCCACCUGGGGGACCUCCAGUAAAUGCCGAGGCACCUUACCAGCGAGUCCCUGUUAUUUCAAUUUGCCAUUCAAGUCAAUAAUUCUUUACAUUAAACUUCACCUGCUCAAUUUAC
Molecule: messenger RNA, 1889 nt
Organism: Acinonyx jubatus (cheetah)
Lineage: Eukaryota; Metazoa; Chordata; Mammalia; Carnivora; Felidae
Gene: DMAC2
Product: distal membrane arm assembly component 2
Exons: 6
Coding region: 13-963 (316 amino acids)
Source: RefSeq, a predicted model, not a curated record